Molecule: messenger RNA, 2451 nt
Organism: Ruditapes philippinarum (Manila clam)
Lineage: Eukaryota; Metazoa; Mollusca; Bivalvia; Venerida; Veneridae
Exons: 19
Coding region: 86-2305 (739 amino acids)
Cellular component (GO): plasma membrane
Source: RefSeq, a predicted model, not a curated record
AGACCUAUAAAAGAGGACUCGUCGAUUUACAAUAUCAUAUCAAGAUUACACUUAGCAACAAGUAUUUCAUUGCAAAAAAGAGAACAUGCUUAGAAGAAACAUGGCAACAAAUAUGAUAUUAGCGAUUGUUUUGACCGUAUUUGUUUCAGCAACCAAAGCUGGCACUGGUUAUAUCGGUUGUUUCCAAGACAAUUCGACAAGGAUUUUAGAAGGUACAAUGACUUCAGGCAGUAUGACUGUCGAGAAAUGUGUACAAAGAUGUAGCAUGGAAAGAAAGUUGUUCGCGGGUGUUGAGUACAGCAACCAAUGUUUUUGUGGUUCACAAUUAAGACCAUAUGCAAAACGUCCUGAUUCAGAAUGUAGUUUUAAUUGUGGAGGAAAUUCUGGCCAGAAAUGCGGUGGAUUUUGGAGAAUUUCGCUAUAUAACACGCACAGAUAUAUGGGCUGUUAUGUAGACUCUAAAUCCAGAAUCCUUAGUGAAAAAAAUACAAGCAACAACAAGAUGACGACGGAACUUUGUCUUGCAUUCUGCAAAGGUCAUGGACUAAAAUAUGCACUAACUCAGUAUUCUUCGCAGUGUUUCUGUGGAAACAGUUUAGGGAAUGUACAGAAAGCACCCGACAGCGAAUGUAGCUAUGAUUGCCAAGGUGCUAAAAGUGAGAAAUGUGGAGGGUUUUGGAGAGGGUCAUUAUACCUUGUUGUUUCAACCAAAGCUGGCACUGGUUAUAUCGGUUGUUUCCAAGACAAUUCGACAAGGAUUUUAGAAGGUACAAUGACAUCAGGCAGUAUGACGGUCGAGAAAUGUGUACAAAGAUGUAGCAUGGAAAAAAAGUUGUUCGCAGGUGUUGAGUACAGCAACCAAUGUUUUUGUGGUUCACAAUUAAGACCAUACGCAAAACGUCCUGAAUCAGAAUGUAGUUAUAAUUGUGGAGGAAAUUCUGGCCAGAAAUGCGGUGGAUUUUGGAGAAUUUCUUUAUAUAACACACACAGAUAUCUUGGCUGUUAUGUAGACUCUAAAUCCAGAAUUCUAAGUGAAAAAAAUACAAGCAACAACAAGAUGACGACGGAACUUUGUCUCGCAUUCUGCAAAGGCCACGGACUAAAAUAUGCUCUAACUCAGUAUUCUUCGCAGUGUUUCUGUGGAAACAGUUUAGGAAAUGUACAGAAAGCACCCGACAGCGAAUGUAGCUAUGAUUGUAAUGGUGCUAAAAGUGAGAAAUGUGGAGGGUUUUGGAGAGGGUCAUUAUACCUUGUUGUUUCUGGCACUGGUUAUAUCGGUUGUUUCCAAGACAAUUCGACAAGGAUUUUAGAAGGUACAAUGACUUCAGGCAGUAUGACGGUCGAGAAAUGUGUACAAAGAUGUAGCAUGGAGAGAGAGAUGUUCGCAGGUGUUGAGUACAGCAACCAAUGUUUUUGUGGUUCACAAUUAAGACCAUACGCAAAAAGUCCUGAGUCAGAAUGUAGUUAUAAUUGUGGAGGAAAUUCUGGCCAGAAAUGCGGUGGAUUUUGGAGAAUUUCAUUAUAUAACACGCACAGAUAUCUUGGCUGUUAUGUAGACUCUAACUCCAGAAUUCUAAGUGAAAAAAAUACAAGCGACAACAAGAUGACGACGGAACUUUGUCUAGCAUUCUGCAAAGGUCAUGGACUCAAAUAUGCUCUAACUCAGUAUUCUUCGCAGUGUUUCUGUGGAAACAGUUUAGGAAAUGUACAGAAAGCACCCGACAGCGAAUGUAGCUAUGAUUGUAAAGGUGCUACAACUGGCACUGGUUAUAUCGGUUGUUUCCAAGACAAUUCGACAAGGAUUUUAGAAGGUACAAUGACUUCAGGCAGUAUGACGGUCGAGAAAUGUGUACAAAGAUGUAGCAUGGAAAGAAAGAAGUUCGCAGGUGUUGAGUACAGUAACCAUUGUUUUUGUGGUUCACAAUUAAGACCAUACGCAAAACGUCCUGAAACAGAAUGUAGUUACAACUGUGGAGGAAAUUCUGGCCAGAAAUGCGGUGGAUUUUGGAGAAUUUCGUUGUAUAACACGCACAACUAUCUUGGCUGUUAUGUAGACUCGCAAUCUAGAAUUCUAAGUGAAAAAAAUACAAGUGACAACAAGAUGACGACGGAACUUUGUCUUGCAUUCUGCAAAGGUCAUGGACUGAAAUAUGCUCUAACUCAGUAUUCUUCGUAUUGUUUUUGUGGAAACAAUUUAACAAAUGUACAGAAGGCACCUGACAGCGAAUGUGACUAUGAUUGUAAAGGUGCUAAAAGUGAGAAAUGUGGAGGGUGGUGGAGAGGAUCAUUAUACCUUGUUGUUUAAAUGUGCACCCAUACGAAAGGAAAAUGUGCAGUUGGAUACUAUACCUAUUGACUGAAUACUACCUUUAAAUAUUUUUAUUUCUAUUACUUUUAUGUAAAAAAAACAUAUUAUUGUUUGUAAAUGAAUAAAAUGUCUAUCAAAUAAAA